Molecule: messenger RNA, 726 nt
Organism: Microthlaspi erraticum
Lineage: Eukaryota; Viridiplantae; Streptophyta; Magnoliopsida; Brassicales; Brassicaceae
Source: the annotation of a GenBank genome assembly
AUGUCUUUGGUAUCUGGAGCUGUAUCGGGUUCCAGGGACAUGGGAGGAGACGAGGAAAACACGUCCAGAACGGCGCCGUCUCAUCAUCACGAGAGCACCGACGAUGAGGGUGUUGGAUCUUUGGGGAGACAGAUGAGCGAGUCCUCUCUUUGCGCUACCGAGGAAGAAGAAGACGAUGAUUCCAAAUUACAAUUGGGCCCUCAGUACACUAUCAAGGAGCAUCUCGAGAAGGAUAAGGAUGAUGAGAGCCUGAGGAAGUGGAAAGAACAGCUCCUGGGAAGUGUUGAUGUCACCAACAUUGGAGAGACUCUGGAUCCGGAAGUGAGGAUCCUUAGCUUGGCGAUCUUAUCCCCUGGAAGACCAGAUAUUGUGCUUAUGGUUCCGGAGAAUGGGAAUCCAAAGGGAAUGUGGUUUACUUUGAAAGAAGGGAGCAAGUACAACUUGAAAUUCACUUUUCAAGUUAACAACAACAUCGUCUCUGGUCUUAGGUACACCAAUACUGUUUGGAAGACCGGUGUUAAAGUGGACAGAGGAAAGGAAAUGCUUGGAACCUUUAGUCCUCAGUUGGAGCCAUACAACCACGUGAUGCCAGAAGAGACUACUCCUUCUGGCAUGUUUGCUCGAGGAUCAUAUUCUGCAAGAACUAAGUUUCUUGAUGAUGAUAAUAAGUGCUACUUGGAGAUCAACUACAGCUUCGACAUCCGUAAAGAAUGGCCUGCGGUUUGA